AAUUCAUAAUAAAAAAGCCUUAGAUUAUUAAAGUUCGAGCCUACCCAAGCCUUAAACUUUCAAAAUUUGAGCCUACCCAAGCCUACCCAACUUCAAUCUAGGGUAGGCUUGUACCUACCCAGGCCUAAUGGCUCCGCCGCCUAUGACAAUAGGUAAUCGAGUGUGCUGAAUCCGAACAUCACAUUGGUUUGUUGUAGUUUAGAGACUCGGUUUUUCAACGACCCGAUAUUCAAGCUGGAAAACUUUUCGAAACAAAAAAUGUUUUUGAUCCAGCCAUAUGAAAGAGCUCAUCGCCAAAUCUAAGCAGAACCAUUUUUUUAGGUUUUAGGAGAGGUUUUAAGCGGGUUUUAAACGUGCAAAACUGAUUUACAUUUACUUGAUUUACAACUGUCGAAAACGGUGUUCAUAGCAAAAAGCUUUUUAGCCAAAAUAUUUUCUGGGCCAAAAUCGGUGCAGCGUCUCUAGUAGUGACCAAGGAGGAUCAGGAUUGAAUCAAUUGAAUUCUUCGUCUAGUAUUUACAUUGAUCAAAAUCUGACCGCAAUCUACGUGUCGGAUACAAAUAAUCAUCGUAUAGUGGAAUGGUUAGUAGGCGCAUCUCAAGGUAUUAUUGUGGCUGGUCAAACUGGUUCUUCGGGUAGCGGCUCAAAUUAACUUCGUUCUGCUAAGGGUAUCUUUGUUGAUGAACUAGAAGGUAUAUUCUACAUUUGUGAUACAGGCAAUAGUAGAAUUCAAAAAUGGUUAUUAGGUGCAUCGUCUGGUACAACACUUACAAGUUAUAAUGAAUUAAGUAGUCCAAAUUCAAUUUUUGUUGAUACCACAAGUACAAAAUCACAAAUCGUUGCUGGUACAGGUCGAAGUGGGAAUCAAACAGAUCAACUUUCCUCGCCAUUGGGAAUUAAAUUUGAUUUAAGAAAUUUGAAUUUGUAUGUAGCUGAUUAUGGUAAUAAUCGAAUAGAAAAAUUUCAAUUUUAUACGCAGUCAUGUGCAUGGUAUCCAGAUGCUACUACAGUUGCUAGCGGUGGUCGUGUCAAGGGUCAAUUAUCUAAUCCAAUGGAUAUUGCAAUUAACAGUCAACAGAAUUUAAUUGUUCCUGACUAUGGUAAUCAGCGUCUCGAAAAAUAUUUUUUGAUCAACAAUACCAUCGUGACAUUGGCAACAAAUGUUGAUAAAUUCGAUAAUAACAUUGAUAAACUCAAUGGAAAACUGUUGUGCAGAACUACGGAAGGUCUCAUUUUGAAGAGAAGACUUUGCUCUAUCUUACGGAAUAAUAAAACAAAUGUUUGCAUUGAGUUUUAAAAAAGUAGGAUUUUUGGAGAUCCUGGAUUUCUGAGAAAACCUUUUUUCUAACAGAUUAAAGUCAAAUUGAAAUUUUUUGAAUAAUAUAUAUACACACAUCGAAGUCAGCGCUGUACGAACCUAUCGUCAGAUUUAUUGUAGCUACU
Didymodactylos carnosus is the source of this 1443-nucleotide messenger RNA. NCBI's taxonomy places the organism in Eukaryota, Metazoa, Rotifera, Eurotatoria, Philodinida, Philodinidae. The record is from the annotation of a GenBank genome assembly.